This is a messenger RNA of Gongylonema pulchrum, 405 nucleotides long. Lineage: Eukaryota; Metazoa; Nematoda; Chromadorea; Rhabditida; Gongylonematidae. The record is from the annotation of a GenBank genome assembly.
AUGCGCGGCUGCAUUUUGUUCAUGCUGCAUUACGGCUUAGCAGCAGCGGGAAUAAGGUACAUUCCUCUGGACGUGAAUGAGAUUGUUGUCUACGCAAAACCUGGUGAUGCGAUACAGUUGUCGAGAAUCACAGAAGAUGACAGCGAAGAUUUACGAAUUAACUGUGGUGCAACGCGUCGGCAGUGGCUUUCAACUCCAUAUAAAAUCGCAGCUGGUACACCUGCAAAAAUUGGUCAAUUUCCGUGGGCCGUUGCGGUAACUUUCGUGGGUGAGGAACAGUACAACUACUGUGGCGGUACGAUCAUCUCAGAACGACAUAUUCUCAGUGCUGCACAUUGUUUUAUAGACUACGAGAGGGGUACGAUACCCUGCACGUUCGUUUUUUGUGAUUUUCUGGAAUUCUAG